AUGUCUUUUGCUAAACCUAGCCACCUGAGCUAUGAACAGCAUUUCGAGCGUGAAUGCGAGCUCUUCCUGGAGGCCCUGAUAAGGGAGGCCGACUCCCUCCACCAUUUGGAGGAUCGUCGCGCAGGUACCAUUCAGGUCAUUUGUGAUCUGAUUGUUCAGCUGGAGAUUCUCGGAUGGGUCGCUGAGACUAUGGCAAGAAAGUCCCCGAUGUGUCCCACAGUCCUGAUUAGCCCGCCUGGCUAUUUCAGUGGUGAAUUCCAGGGUUAUUGUCGUGCACAGAUUCUGCCUGCUUUGGUUAGGUCCCUGAUUUGCCUGAGAGAGUCGACUACUAUCCAUCGUGAUAUCAACUACACGGUUGCUGGUCAGUUGGAGGCAAUCCACGACGAUUUGACGUUUAUCCUGGAUUGUCGUGAGUAG
Molecule: messenger RNA, 417 nt
Organism: Penicillium coprophilum
Lineage: Eukaryota; Fungi; Ascomycota; Eurotiomycetes; Eurotiales; Aspergillaceae
Exons: 1
Coding region: 1-417 (138 amino acids)
Source: RefSeq, a predicted model, not a curated record